AUGCCGGACAUCUCGACCCCGCCGCCCGCGAGGCGCUUCCAGCCCGUCCCCGUCGAGGAGACGGUCAAGAAGGUCCGACGAUUCGCCCCAGAGCCCGUAGAAACGACUACUCGAAGCAGUAAACGGGACAAUGGUGGUACAGCGGUGGAGAGGAAUGACAAUGCGGGGAAGCGACGCCUGGUCCCCGUCCCCGUCGAGAUAAGCUUUAAGAGCAGCAAGCUCGACAAGGCGGGACAGUCUCUCCCUUCUCCUGAGCCUUCCCCGCAAAGUCCACCGCCUGAAGAGACCCCUAAACCCAGGAGGCGCUUUGUUCCCGAGUUGAUUGAGACGACGAAGAGAUCGAAAAGGGCUGGGGACUCGAGACCGGCUACAUUACCCACCGAUAAGACGGAUCUAACCCCUGGAGUCCCAAACAUAUACACGUCCCGGCCCAAGUUAAAAGGUCCCCGAGGUCCCCGAGUUGUGGUCGACACCGAGGCGGGAUCUUAUGGUGUACAAGCUCAGAUCGAGCCAUUAGGACCUCGAAGACAGCAAUCAAUGCGCCCACAUAACAAUACAAGAAGGAGCACUCGACAGAACUCUUUCCAACCUCAGUUAGAAGCUAUAUUUUCAGAAGAGGACACGACAGAAAAUUCUGGGGAAGAGAUGAGUGGUGAAGACUCUACACCCUCUCUAUCGGGCUCAAUUGGAUCAUCAGACGAUUCAGUCAUGAGGUUUCAAUUGUCACGCACGCGCGAGAGCUGUGAUGAGAGGUUCUCGGGAUAUCUUCUUGCCUUGGCAGCAAAGGCGGCGGAAAAGCAGCUCAAGGAACAAGCCCUGGCAGCGUUUCCAAAUGAAUCGCUUCACGAGAUCGUGGAGCAUUUCUACGAUAGGGAGGUAGAUGCUGCCUCUGAAGCUGGAUCGGUGGAGGGCAUUGGGAUGCUACUCGAUGACUCCGAACUGUCCCCUGUUAUCCGGCGCAAGUCUACAGCAGAGGCUGGUUGGGCCGCUGCAGAGAUGCAACAACACCAAGAGAAAUUAAACAGACUCCGAGAAGAAGAAACCAAUAAGAAGAUCGCUGCUGAGGCUGCAUCACCAACGUUUGCAGAUCCCUUUUGGACGAAUGGCAUCACCGGGAAAGCUAGCCCCUUCCUCGCAGCAGAAGAUGCCAUUAAAGAUCCUCAGAAGGAGGCCGAGCUACGCUCCAUGCGCUCAGCCGCCUCGCCGCCCAUGCUCGGCUCAGAUUUAAAGUUCCGCAUGUGCCCUUCACCCAAAGCAACAAAGUUCGAAUCAGACCAACCGAUCGAUGUGGCUCCCAACCGCGACGAGCACGGGGGAGGGUUGUGGGGCGGAUAUUGCGUGGCUGAAGAAUCGGGGGAAUAUUUAAGCCCGAACAUGCCCGGACCCACGCUGAUACAGACCCCACGUGUUGAGCACGAGGACCCGUUUUCUUCCGCGUUCGCUCGCGGGGGACGUACUGAUGGCACUUCGUCGCCCAUGAGUCGGGAUUCGGGCAUCCGCAUGAUGGCGAGCAUUGAUGAGAGCUUGGAUGCGGAGAUGGCGAGAGCCAAGGCUGAAGACGCGUUACUAGAGGAGUUCAAUGAUGCGUUCGUUACGCAGGUUUAUAACUACCUGUCUCUAGGAUAUCCAUCUCUCGCUCGACAGUACGACGCAGAGUUGGCUAGGAUUAGUCGGAUUCCCGAAGAAGAAUUGAGAGUAGAUGACUGCAAGAAGGAUGCGAAAGGGUACAUUGGCAUUGCGCCUUCGAAUGGCAAUGGCUCGGCCCCGGACAAUACAAAGAACGGCGAUUACACCGGGUAUUGCGCGAGGUGGAAGGCCCUCAGGAUAUAUAUUCUUGAGUGGGCGCGACAGAAUCCCAGCAUGUCGCAAGGGGCCACAAGCCCCAGUGCCUGGGGUGUGAGGGCCAGGAGGGGCAGCUGGGCCAUUUAA
Amorphotheca resinae ATCC 22711 is the source of this 1929-nucleotide messenger RNA. RefSeq lists its product as hypothetical. The transcript has 2 exons. NCBI's taxonomy places the organism in Eukaryota, Fungi, Ascomycota, Leotiomycetes, Helotiales, Amorphothecaceae. The record is from RefSeq and is a predicted model, not a curated record. Bases 1 to 1929 code for a protein of 642 amino acids.